Messenger RNA from Rhinichthys klamathensis goyatoka, 3093 nucleotides. RefSeq names its product mucin-5B-like. The transcript is spliced from 2 exons. The coding region runs from base 1 to 3093 and encodes 1030 amino acids. The record is from RefSeq and is a predicted model, not a curated record. Lineage: Eukaryota; Metazoa; Chordata; Actinopteri; Cypriniformes; Leuciscidae.
AUGACUACACCACCAACUAAAACACCAAAAGUCCAGAAUUCCUCUAAUACUACAAGAAUGACAUCACAAUCCUUAACUACAACAGCUACAAUGAUGUCAUCAAAACACAGUACUAUACUUCCAAAUAUUACACUAAGGGUCCAAAAUUCCUCCACUGUUACAAGCAUGUACACAAAUCUAUCUAAAAUAACUUAUAUUAGUACACAUUCAGCAACUUUUUCAACCAGCAUGCCUACAGCACCAACUAUACAUUCAGGAAGCCUUAUUUCCCCCUCUAGCAUGAGCCAACCAACAACUACAGCAAAAACGUCCACAAGCAAUUUUACACAACAGAUUAUGACAGCAACAGACCAGAGUGCCUCCACUGGUAAAAACAUAUCCACAACUUUACCAACAAUCUCUAAUCAUAUACCUCCACCAUCAUUUUCACCUAGCAUAACUACACCGCAGACUAAAACAUCAACAGUACAUAAUUCCUCUAAUACUACAAGCAUGGCAACACAAUCCUUAACUACAGCAGCUACAAUUAUGUCAUCAAGCAGCAGUAUACCACCAACUCCAACAGUAAUUGUCCAAAAUACAAGCACAUACACAAGUCCAUCUACAAUACCUUUACAUUUUUUUCCCACAAGUACUUAUACACAACAGGUUACAAAAACAGUCCAGAGUCCAACCACUAGGAAAAGCAUAUCCACAACUCUACCAGCAUUUUCUACUGGUACACCUUCAGCAAGAUUUUCAACUGGCAUCUCAAACAAUGUAACAAGUAUAUCUCUAACUCCAAUGACAACAACAUUUUCUACUUCUCCUUCAAAAACUUCCCCAACUUUCACAACAUUAAAAACAACCACCUAUACUCCUACCCCGCUUUGUAUUUGCUAUUGGUCAGACUGGAAUGACUUUGGUCAAUCAACAACAGAUGUUAAAGGUGGUAAAGUAAUACCUAUGUCUACCUUAUCUACCAUCUGCUCAGCACCAAAAGAAGUGAAGUGUCGUGCUAAACUUUACCCUGGAGUUCCUCUUUCACAGCUUGGUCAGGUUGUAAAAUGUAAUGUGAAAGACGGACUGGUCUGCUCGAACAAAGACCAAGGUCUCAUACAGCAAUGCUUUGACUAUGAAAUUAGAGUAUUCUGUUGUGACAGCAAAUGUGGCAACUUCUCAACAAAAUACACAACUCCAACUGCUUUUUGGAUCUCAUCAACAAGCUUGCCUAUACCAUCAACUAAAACGACAACUGUCCAAAGCUCCUCCACUUAUACAAGCAUAACUACAAUAUCAGUAACAUCUACCGCAAGUUCUUUAACAAUUUCUCCAACUUCCAUAACACCAGAUUCCAUGACCCUUACUCCUACCCCUGGGUGUAUUUGCAGUUGGUCAGAAUGGAGUAAUUUUGGUGGCCCAACAAUAGGACCUGAUGGUGGUGAAAUAGUACAUAUUAAACAAAUAACUGACACCUAUUCUCCCAUCUGCACAUCACUAAAGGAUGUAGAAUGCCGUGCAAAACAUUACCCUGGAGUUCCUUUUUCACAGCUUGGACAGGUUGUGAAAUGUAAUGUGAAAGAUGGACUGAUUUGCUUCAACAAAAACCAAGGCCUUGAACAGCAAUGCUUGGACUAUGAGAUUAGAGUGCUUUGUUGUGUUGGAAACCAUAGCAGCAUCACAACACAAUGUCCAACCACCACUAUGGUUUCAUCAGGUACCACAUCUGUAUCACCAAAUACAACAAAAACAAGCGAGCAUUUCUCUACAAGUACAAUCACAUCCAUAAUUUCAAUACCAACUUGGUCAACUAUCAUGCCUACCCUGCCGUCUACAACACAAACAGCCCAAAAUUUCCCCAGUGGUACUAGCAUAUACACAACUCCAAUGAUUUCAAAAUUUCUAUCAACUGCUUCAACAACGUCUCCACUGUCCAAAACAGCCACACUUACUCCUAACCCUGGCUGCAUGUGUCGUUGGUCAGAGUGGUUGGAUCUUGGGGGCCCAACAACAGGUCCUGAAGGUGGUGAAACAGUGCCAAUCAAAAAAGUUUUGGACGGUUAUCCUACUAUCUGCUCUGUGCCAAAAGAAGUUGAAUGUCGUGCAAAAAAUUACCCCAGAUUGUCUCUUUCCCAGCUAAACCAGGUUGUGAAAUGUAAUGCCAAAGAUGGUCUUGUGUGCCUGAACAAAAACCAAGACAUUACACAUCAAUGCUUUGACUAUGAGAUUAGAGUAUUCUGCUGUGAUGGAAACUGUGGCAGUACCUCAGCACUGACACCAAAAAUUCCUUUGCUUACUCCUACCCUUGGAUGUAAAUGCCAUUGGUCAGACUGGAUGGACUUCAGUAGCGUAACAACCGGUCCUGAAGGUGGAGAAAUAAUUUCCAUCAAAAGAAUAACUGACACCUUUUCUUCCAUCUGCUCAGCACCAAAAGAAUUAGAAUGCCGUGCAAAACUUUACCCUAAACUAUCUCUUUCACAGCUUGGCCAGGUUGUGAUAUGUAAUGCAAAAGAUGGGCUUGUGUGUCUUAACAAAAAUCAAGAUAUAACACAGCAAUGCUUUGACUAUGAGAUUAGAGUAUUCUGCUGUGAUGGAAUCUGUGGCAGUACAACAGCACUGACACCAAAAAUACCUUUGCUUACUCCUACCCUUGGAUGCAAAUGCCAUUGGUCAGACUGGAUGGACUUUGGUAGCUUAACAACCGGUCCUGAAGGUGGAGAAAUAAUUUCCAUCAAAAGAAUUACUGACUCGUAUCCUUCCAUCUGCUCAGCACCAAAAGAAUUAGAAUGCCGUGCAAAACUUUACCCUGAACUUUCUCUUUCACAGCUUGGCCAGAUUGUGAUAUGUAAUGCAAAAGAUGGGCUCAUGUGUCUUAACAAAAAUCAAGAUAUUACCAAGCAAUGCUUUGACUAUGACAUCAGAGUUUUAUGCUGUCAUGGAAAAUGUAGCAGCUCCACACAGGCAGCAAUCACCUCUACUAGGUUGUCACUUUCAACAAUAACCACACCAAUAACAGCGUCCUCGAAUAAAAUCCCUACACAACAGAUACAACCUUUUACUACAUCAAAACCAGUUACUUCUACUGGUCCAUCUUGGACAGGUUGUUAUUUGUAA